Molecule: messenger RNA, 933 nt
Organism: Pseudomassariella vexata
Lineage: Eukaryota; Fungi; Ascomycota; Sordariomycetes; Amphisphaeriales; Pseudomassariaceae
Exons: 1
Coding region: 1-933 (310 amino acids)
Source: RefSeq, a predicted model, not a curated record
AUGAGGACCCCUCUCCUACUACCGGCAUCCUUAUGUCUGCUAAUCCGCACCUCUCUCGCUGUGACGAACGACUUCUCGGCCUACCCGAGCGAAUCUCAGGACUGCCUCUACAGCUCUGCCUCUACAGCUGGCUGCACCGAGGGUGACACAGGAGCCACGUUGAACUCAUGUCUCUGCUCGAACAGGGGCAACUUCGUUUACAACACGGCGAAAUGUGUCGCCAAGGAAAGCCCGAGCGAUUUGGAGACGGUAUACGCGACGCUGGAAAAUAAUUGUGCUGGGACUGGGAAUACAAUUGCGGUCUCACACGAUGCCUUCAUGGCGCAAGCCGCUGCGGCAACUGCGUCGACUUCGACCACAGCAACGAGGACGGGGAGCGCAUCAGCCACAUCCUCCACCACGAACCCUACGAAUACUGCGGAUGGCUUGUCUACAGGGGCAAAGAUCGGAAUCGGAGCAGGGAUUGGAUUCGGUGCGAUAGCAGCAAUCCUCGCUGGUGUCUUCCUCUGGAUCUACCGACGCCGGACGAAUCAAAACAAGAAAUACGAACAAGCCCAAGAUCAAACACCACCGACCGAGUACGCCAGCACCUGCGGGCAACCAGCCCAACUUGAAGGUACGGAGCUCAGCAAAAUACAACAGCAGCCGCCGCCCUCGCCAGCCGCAGAUGGGGGCUACUAUGCAGACCCCAAGAAGAACUCGGUCCAGGCCGGGCAGCCACUGCUGGCAGAGCUGGGAAACACGGGAGUUCAGGCGCCAGUGGAAUUGUCAGCGGAGGAACAUCCACGUGCACAAUAUGGACAACAACAAAACUUGAGUCCGAAUCCCGUCGGGUUGCCUUCGGAAUACGACUCGCAAUAUUCCCCUUCCCAGUAUACUCCACAGACAGGAAACCCUUCGCCUACCUCGCACUUUGGGCGCAGUCCUAUCUGA